This is a messenger RNA of Caretta caretta (loggerhead turtle), 3077 nucleotides long. RefSeq names its product transcription factor EC (gene TFEC). The record is from RefSeq and is a predicted model, not a curated record. Gene Ontology annotation, molecular function: DNA-binding transcription factor activity, RNA polymerase II-specific; protein dimerization activity; RNA polymerase II cis-regulatory region sequence-specific DNA binding. NCBI's taxonomy places the organism in Eukaryota, Metazoa, Chordata, Testudines, Cheloniidae. Gene Ontology annotation, biological process: regulation of transcription by RNA polymerase II. Gene Ontology annotation, cellular component: nucleus.
AGCAUAGCUCUCCUAGAUAUUGUUUACAAGAUUACUGAAAGAGAAAAAUGAAGGAGAAAGACCAAACUAUCGAUAUUGUGGAAAUUAUAGACUCUUCAAAAAUAAAACUGCUGUCCACUAGCAUUUUGGAUAUAUACAACAGUGACCAAGGAUUGUCACCUGCUAAUAUGGGUCUUACAAAUGCUUCCUGCCCAUCUACUCUACCACUAAAAAGGGAAAUCACAGAAGCAGAUACACGAGCAAUGGCAAAGGAGAGACAAAAAAAGGACAACCACAACCUCAUUGAAAGAAGAAGAAGGUAUAAUAUUAAUUACCGAAUCAAGGAGCUUGGCACGCUUAUUCCAAAGUCUAAUGAUCCUGAUAUGCGCUGGAACAAAGGAACUAUUUUAAAAGCAUCAGUGGAGUACAUCAAGUGGCUACAAAAAGAACAACAGAGAGCUAGAGAAUUAGAACACAGACAGAAGAAAUUAGAGCAGACUAACAGAAGACUUCUACUUCGAAUUCAGGAACUAGAAAUACAGGCUCGUGCUCAUGGGCUACCACUCAUGUCUUCACUCAGUGCUGUGGAUGUAGCUGCCCAGGUCAUCAAGCAACAGACAUAUCCAGAGGAGAAUUCCAUAGACUAUUCUCAGCAACUGGUUCUGGUACAUGGACCAAGUGCUGAUCUUUGUGAUGGAUCCACAGCCUUUUCUGAUCCUCUCUCGCAUUUCACCGAUUUGUCUUUUAGUGCUGCUUCAAAAGAAGAACAAAGGUUAGAAGAAAUCUUACUGGAUGACACAAUAUCGCCAUUUGGAACAGAUCCACUCUUGUCUUCAAUAUCACCUGCUGCAUCAAAAGAGAGCAGCAGAAGAAGUAGCUUUAGCACAGAUGAUGGAGAUGAUUUCUAAAACUAGAAAGGGCAUAAUUAAUUUUGAUAAUCUUUUGUUGGUGCUAAGAGAUUGUAUUAUGAAUUUAAGUGUGAUGUUUGUACUCAGUUCUAAGAAGGUGGAGAACUGUUGUGGACAUAAGCUGCUGCAUGGGUAGGAUGUAGGUGACUGCAUAUGUCACAGAAAGAUGAAAGAUGGACCUGGAUUCAUAUCUCUUUGCCCAGAAUUGACUACACCUGUUCAGAGCUAGCAUUUGCACAGACACUUCCUUGUUCACUGGGAAGGCUUUAGCCAUUUCCCCUCACAUUCUCACAGCAGUAUUAAAAUGGUUCCCAGAAAAAUGAAGACCCACAUUGCAAAAACUCUGUGGAAUCUACCACUCGGUUCACUCAAAUUUAACAAUGUUUUAGUCAGAAAUAUUUGUUAAUUUCUUUUUAAAUGAAAAGGAGAAAUUUCAAUAUAUACAACAAUUGCAACACAACAAUGAGGAAAUGUUUGAAUGUGAUGUUCCUGCAAUAGAGAGGUUACAAACAUCAAAAAAAAAAGGGAGCACAGGGCUCUUGUCAGAGUAAAGUCCGCAUAAAUUCAGUGCUUCAUGAACUGCAUCUCCUUCUUUUUAUAAUGAAGCCACAAAGUCCAUAAAGUUGUGUUCAGAAUCCUUAUCAUUUCUGUUUUAUUCCUAUUUAGAAAAGUAUCCAAUAUUUUAUAUUUAUUUUCAAACGCUUUAGUGUAACUGAAGAAAAACAAAAACUACCUUAAUGAUACUGAUUUAAAAGAAUUAAUCAGACAAACAGAUGCAAGGUUUAAGCAGCUUCAAGACAGAUUCUGUUCAGGCAACAGAACAUACUAAGAGUGCAGGUAUGUUCAAGACACAAUGAAUAUAUUCAGUGUUACAGAUAGUACAAAUAAAAACAGACAUUAGUGCUAAUAUGGCUAACACCAGCUCUUUGUUGCAAACUCUUCUCUCUACUGCUUUUCUUGAGAGAGCUUUUUCCAGACGUGAAUUGUACCUUGUUUCCUGUUGUGGCAUAAUAAGGUUUUUCUAAAGGGACUAUAUCUAAAUUGAUACCUACGUCUUUGAGCCAGUUGCAUAUGGAAGGCAAUGCACUGGAUUCCCAUUAUAUGCAUUUUGUCAGAGAGAAUUUCACUUUAAAUUCAUCUCUAGAUUCACUAUAAAAAUGAAGUAGGCAGACCUUGGAAUCAUAAGGGAUAUUCCUGAUACCUAUUGAUAUGAUCCACUGCUUUCUAACAUGCUAGUACUGCGCACUCACAAAACAUGUGGAUUGAUAACCCCACAGAGGUUUGGCAGUUGGAAGGCAGGUAGAACACACUUGAUUUUUGUACAUAGUGGGAUUUUGGAGAGUGAGGUAUAUACUUGGAAUAGAUUAAGUGCAAUCAUUCUAAAUCUAAUAGUAAUACACCGGAAAUUGAGCUGACCCGAGGUCUUCAGAGCUUUCCACAACUGAGUCAAAAGAGCAUUGUGGGGGUCUUGGUGCAAGUCAAAAAAUGAUUCAAAAGUAAAAAGUGUUGUGUUCCACUUUGCUCUGCCAGAGCCUGCCUAAAAAAGGUAUCUUAUAGAUAUGGGUAGUGGAGUAGCUAAGGGAGAGUCAAUCAGGCUGCUAGUUGAGUGAAUGCUUUACAUUUAUUGUCCAAGAACGAUGUCUUUAUCCUGAUAGAUUCAUUUUCUUUAAAAAAAAAAAAUUGUGCCCAGAAGUCAAAUGAGAUCUCCUGGAAUAUCCAUUCAGGUUACUAAAUGGAUCAUUCCCUUAGGUAAAUGUUUGUACAGGGGCCAUAGCCCAGACCUGACUAGUGUGCUACAACAUAUCCAAACAGUUUGAGGGCUACAGUUUCCUUAUCUGGUGUACUCUUGAUGGUAUUUUAUCUUCUCAUUCCAUUUCACUUGGACUGACUUCAGUGCAUUGCUAGGAGUUUAAGACAUGGGUUUAUGAAUUGCAUAAUUUCAUCUGAGGUUCUAGGAAGCAUUGCAGACAUGUAGUAAAACCAAUCUCUGUCUGUCUAAAGGAAACAUUUGAGUUUUUCAGUCAACUCAAGGAGUUCUAUUAGCUAAUAUAAAUCAAAUUAUUUAGCCUGUAAGUGCUUUGGGGCAGGGACUCUCUUCUUGUUAUAUGAGUGCCUAUUACACCGGGGCUCUGAUCCUUGAUUGCGGCCCCUAGUUGUUACUACAAUGCAAAUAAACAAUAAUAACAACAA